Molecule: messenger RNA, 2549 nt
Organism: Branchiostoma floridae (Florida lancelet)
Lineage: Eukaryota; Metazoa; Chordata; Leptocardii; Amphioxiformes; Branchiostomatidae
Exons: 5
Coding region: 173-1753 (526 amino acids)
Biological process (GO): DNA integration
Molecular function (GO): nucleic acid binding
Source: RefSeq, a predicted model, not a curated record
UCGUACAACAGCGGAUCGCGUUGUCUGCUGCUGAAAAUGAAGCGUACCGCCCAAUGAUCCUUGUAACUUGGCUAGUAACACAAAUAUCCCUGCGCAAGACGUAUUCGGAUAAGAAACGCUUCGCGCGUCGGUGGAUAUUCACACCGUAUCAAGCAUCACUUUCAUCACAAGGAUGAAACCUCGAAUUCUUCAAGUCCUCGGAAUCCUAGCUGUCACUGGGAUUUUUGUAUAUGUUGCAGGCGUUACUCCAGAAGAAGUUAGUGACCUUUUGCACAAUGCACAGACCGUGUGGCGUGGGGCUAGGGAGAGUCUAAAUUCAGCUUGCAGCCUGCAAGAAAUGACAGAACAGGAACAAGAAGUCCAACGCAUUGUGAGCGAAAUCCGGGUGAUGCGAGCAAGGCUACAGCGAUUAAAUGGCCAAGAGCGAACGCCAUCCAUAGAUGGGCUCAACAUAGAACUGCGUCAGCUUGCAGAAAACAUGGGAGGGACACUUGAGGAGUGUAGACGGCGAAUCGAAGCUGUGGCCGAUCAGAGGAAUCCGGUACAAGAGAAUACCGGCGGAAGACCAAGGUACAUCAUCGAUCCAACAUCCAUUCAAGAGUCAUUCAACGCAGGAAUUCCAUUCAACGUCGAAGCAAGACUUCAAGGCGUGUCAGCGUCCACCAUGUACAGGAGGAGAAGAGACCUCGGCUUACUGCAACAAAAUCGAUACACCGACAUUCCAGACAACGAUUUAGACGCAACCAUGGGGCGCAUUUUGGCAAGAGACCCAAACUGUGGUAGAUCCAUGGCAGUCGGAGCAUUGCGACGCGAAGGAGUGAUUGUCCAAAGAAGACGAAUUUCUGCCUCAUUACAACGUGUGGGUGGCCUCCGAAUAGAAGCGCGGUUCCCGAUACCGAUAAGAAGACAGCCUUACCGGGCAGUGUGUCCAGGAUGGAUAUGGCACAUUGACAGUUAUCACAAGCUAAACGGACACCCCAGGAGAAUCAGCCGGCAUGCGGUCCGCUGGGGAAUCUCCAUCCAAGGUGGUGUUGACGGCUACUCUAGGACGUGCACUUUUCUCAGCGCCGCAGGAUAUAAUACAGCUGACCUGAUGAAAAGGGCAUUCCUGUUGGGUGUCAGGGAAUAUGGUUUUCCCAGUAGGAUAAGAACUGACAGAGGGUCAGAAAACGUAGAAAUAGGCAGGUUUAUGGUUAACCUUCGGGGGCACCAACAUAAUGCACAUUUUAAAGGCUCGUCUGUACACAACGUUCCUAUUGAGCGUUUUUGGGGCGAGGUGGGACAACAUUGCACUCGAGAAUUCAAAAAACUCUUCGAAGACUUCGAAGAGGAGGGAAUACUGGAUACGUUAUCAGAUGUAGACAUUUUCGCACUUCAUUUUGUAUACCUUCCCAUAAUCAACACAGCGCUUGAGGAAUUUAGACUUGAUUACAACUUACAUCCCAUCAGAACACGUAGCUACAUGUCACCAAAUCAGAUGAGACUAACCGGAUAUCAACGGUACAGACAUUCUGAGUAUACGUCUGUAUACGAGUAUUAUAAUGGACCUCCCAUUGACGUGGAAACACUUAUCGAGAAUGAAAGCGACGAACACUACCUCAUUCGAAUAUGUCGUUUUGGAGUACUAGAAGUCCAACAGGAAUGUAUUGAGGCACUUUUCAGGGAAGUUUUACCCUUUGAACCAGAAAACGGGAAUGGGAGGGACAAGUAUUUACUGGCAAAAGUAAUCAUCCUACAUUACCAGGAUAUCUAGUCGCUUUGAUUGCUCUUAAGCGUUUCAACGUCAAUUUUGCUGUUUACUUAAUGUCAUGCCAUGCCCUAUCAUGGCAAGCGCCCAACAUGACGCGUAUUUUGCUGAUCUUAUCAUGUAUAAGUACGCCGAUUUGGUUAUCACUGUUAGUAAAUAAUCUAUUUUAUCAAACGUUGUAUUAUACCUAUGUAUUCAUAUGUAUUUUCAUGUGUAUGCAAAUAGUGUAUUUUGACAUGUGUACUUCCUAUGUGUACUUGAACACGUAGAAUUAUUCCUUGUUACUGUUCUUCUUUAAACACUUUGCGAGGAAUAUUGUACAUUUGGCCAAUACGGAUGACUAAAUGAUAAAAAAUUACAUUACCUUUGUGGGUUGAAACAGCAUGAGCCAUAGUUGCUUUUUGUUAUCAUUGUAGUGGUACUGCACAGUGUUUGCAGGUAAACAUGAAAUGCAGUGUCGCUUCAUGCUAUACGAUCCAAUUGUCCGACUCUAUUUUUUCAUUUUAUAAGCAGUUUAUUGUGUUCCGUUGUUAAUGUUAUCCUAAAGAGAUGUGAUUCUGUCGACGAUAACUAGUAUGGCUAUCAUUUUAAUAACCCCGUUUAAAUUUAGUCAAUAAUCUUCAUAGUUUUAGAUGUAGUUUGGAGGUAGUUAAACAACUGAGGAUAUUGUCUGUGCUGGUUGGAUUAGGUUUCUGUUAUGCACUACAAGUGGGGUAGCUAAUUUUACUUGUAGGAGCUUACCUCUACUAUGAAAAGUAAAUCAUUGAUGUUACUUCUUUAACUAUAAUGAAUAAAUAACAUG